Messenger RNA from Oryza brachyantha (malo sina), 5495 nucleotides. RefSeq names its product ATP-dependent RNA helicase DEAH11, chloroplastic-like. Gene Ontology annotation, molecular function: ATP binding; zinc ion binding; RNA binding. Bases 92 to 5296 code for a protein of 1734 amino acids. Gene Ontology annotation, cellular component: intracellular anatomical structure; catalytic step 2 spliceosome. Gene Ontology annotation, biological process: spliceosomal complex disassembly. The transcript is spliced from 3 exons. The record is from RefSeq and is a predicted model, not a curated record. Lineage: Eukaryota; Viridiplantae; Streptophyta; Magnoliopsida; Poales; Poaceae.
CUCCCCUCCUCCCGUCGAUCCCAACCCACCGCCAAAACCUCCCCAAACCCUCGGAAGUCGGAAGGGACCCCACCUCGCCUCCGCCGCCGCCAUGCGCCGAUCUAACGACAGCCGGCCCUUCCGCCCGCCGGAUUGGGGCCCGCCGCCCCCGCACCGCUACCACCAGCACCAGCAGCAGCAGCAGCAGAGGUACCGGCCGGCGCAGCAGCCGGCCCCGCGGCAGUUCGCUGUGAAUCUCCUCCGGGGGGGUUCCAACCUCUCGGCCCCACCGGCCACGGAGGUGGAGGCCCUCGUCGCGGGCCUCACGUCCCCUCCCCCGGACAAUCUGUCGGUGUGCUCGUCCGGCCGCCUGGCCGCGCGCCUCCUCUUCCGCUCCCUGCCGGCAGCCGCCGCCGCCGCGCACGAGCUGUGGUCGCUCCGCCUCGAGGGCCUCCACCUCCUCACGCCGGACGUCCCCUAUCCCGCCCUCGCCUCCCACGCCGCCCCCCUCAUCGCCUCUCUCUUCGCCGCCCAUACCUCCCGCCUCAUCGACUCCGACCUCGUCUCUCUCACGGCCGCCCGCUCCUCCGAGCUUGCGGCCUCCAUCCAGACGGUGAAACGCCGCCUGGCAGCACGCAAUCGCAUUGGUGACUUUGAACAGCUGCAGGUCCAGAAGAGAACACUCGAGGCUGAGAAGGACUUGGUAGAUGCCAAAAUUGCCGAGUACAAAGCUGCGAUGAGGUCGAUACGACGUGCAUUGUUGCGUGGGAUGGAGGAUAAGGACGAGGAGGCGGAGGCGGAGGAAGGUUUGGAGGUGUUUGGGAUUGGGGGUGGUGGUGAGAUGAACUUUGCUAGGCUGCACAUGAUAAUGCUGCGGGAAUGUAGAAGGCUUAAGGAGGGGCUACCCAUCUACGCUUAUCGCAGGAACAUUGUAGAUCACAUUUUUGCUAACCAGGUAAUGAUCUUGAUUGGGGAAACUGGCUCUGGGAAGAGCACACAGUUGGUUCAGUAUCUUGCUGAUUCAGGUCUUGCUGCUAAUGGCUCAAUUAUCUGUACUCAACCUCGCAAAAUUGCAGCUAUGUCAUUGGCACACAGAGUAAAUGAAGAAAGCACCGGCUGCUAUGGCAACAACUUUGUGCUAUCAUAUUCAACCUUUUUAGAUUAUCAUGACUUCAGUUCAAAGAUUAUAUAUACCACAGAUAACUGCCUUUUGCAUUUCUGCAUGAAUGACAUGGGACUGGAUGGCAUUUCAUAUAUUAUUGUUGAUGAAGCUCAUGAACGAAGCUUGAACACUGACCUUCUGUUAGCUUUGAUUAAGAAGAAACUGCUUGAUAGGCUUGAUUUGAGACUUAUUAUAAUGUCUGCCACAGCUGAUUCUAAUAGACUUGCUGAGUAUUUCUAUGGCUGCCAAACAUUUCAUGUUAAAGGGCGAAGUUUCCCUGUUGAAAUUAAAUAUGUCCCAGAUCUAUCAGAAGAAGCUUCCUUCAAUACCGUGCCAAACCAUCUGCGUGGUUCUUGUGCUACUGCUUCGUAUGUUUAUGAUGUUGUGAGAAUGGUAGGCAUCAUUCACAAGAAUGAAGAAGAGGGUGCUAUCCUUGCUUUCUUGACUUCUCAACUCGAAGUUGAAUGGGCAUGUGAAAACUUCAGCGAUGCGGAUGCUGUGGUACUUCCGAUGCAUGGAAAGCUUUCCCACGUAGAGCAAAGUCUAGUUUUCAAGAGCUAUCAUGGGAAGAGAAAAAUAAUCUUCUGCACAAAUAUAGCUGAAACAUCAUUGACCAUACAAGAAGUGAAGUAUGUUGUUGAUUCUGGAUUAGCUAAGGAGAGCAGAUAUGUGCCUAGUAGUGGUCUGAAUGUACUAAAAGUCAAUUGGAUCUCCCAAAGUUCUGCUAAUCAGCGCGCUGGUCGAGCAGGUCGGACUGCAGCAGGGAGGUGUUACAGGCUUUACUCUGAAUCUGACUUCAGUAUGAUGGAAGUGCAUCAAGAACCUGAAAUCCGUAAAGUUCAUCUUGGCACUGCUGUUCUGAGAAUUCUUGCGCUAGGUAUUAGGGAUGUACAGAGCUUUGAAUUUGUUGAUGCCCCAAACCCAGAAGCCAUUAAUAUGGCUGUGAAGAAUCUUGAACAACUGGGUGCUGUGGAAUAUAAAUGUGAUGGCUAUGAGCUGACUGAUACUGGUCGCCACCUGGUUAAAUUGGGAAUUGAACCAAGGCUUGGAAAAAUCAUGCUUGAUUGCUGUAGUUUUGGUUUGAGGAAGGAAGGUGUAGUCCUAGCUGCUGUUAUGGCGAAUUCUAGCAGCAUAUUUUGUAGAGUGGGCACAGAUGAGGUGAAAAACAAAGCUGACCGUCUAAAGGUCCCAUUCUGUCAUCAAGAUGGAGAUCUGUUCACUUUACUAGCUGUAUAUAAGGAGUGGGAGGAUGCACAUGAAAACAGGAAUAUGUGGUGCUGGCAGAAUAGCAUCAAUGCCAAGACCAUGAGGAGGUGCCAGGAAACAAUAUCAGAGCUUGAGAAUUGUUUAAAACAUGAGUUAAACAUCAUUGUCCCAAGUUACUGGUGUUGGAACCCUGAGGAGUCCACUGAGCAUGAUAAGUUGCUAAAAAAAAUUAUUCUCACAUCUCUUUCUGGUAAUCUUGCUAUGUUUUCUGGACACGAAAGGUUUGGUUACCAGGUGAUUUCGACGGAUCAGGCUGUGAAACUUCAUCCCUCUUGCUCAUUGCUCAUUUAUAACAGCAAACCUGAGUGGGUAGUGUUUACGGAAAUAUUGUCAGUACCAAAUCAAUAUUUGGUAUGUGUAACUGCUGUUGAUCCUGAUGCUUUGUGUAUGAUUCAUCCCAUGCCUUUGAUUCAGCGUCUGGAGAAGCAUAAAUUGCAGGUGAAGGUCAUUAGUGGACUUGGAAAUAAUUUGUUGAGGAGAUUUUGUGGAAAAUCAGGCCAAAAUCAGCAGAAGAUAAUCUCAUUUCUCCAGCAAGAAUUCAGGGAUGACCGUGUGACUGUUGAGGUUGACUUCAGAAAUAAUGAGGUUGUGCUAUUUGCUAAAGAACAAGACAUAGAAAAGGUGUUUGGCAUCGUUAACGAUGCAGUGGAAUGUGAAGCUAUGAUGUUGAGGAAUGAGUGCCUUGAGAAAAGUUUAUUUCCAGGAAAACCUGGCGAUUGUUCUCUUGCCUUGUUUGGCUCAGGUGCUGAAAUCAAGCAUUUGGAACUUGAGAAGAGGUGUCUGACAGUAGAGGUUUUGCAUCAAAAUGCUUGUGAGUUGAAUGACAAGGAGCUUAUUCGCUUGGUGGAUACUCUUAUCUCUGGUGUUGCUAAUUUUUAUAAGCUCUUUGGAAAUCUUCAGGUGGCCUCAGAUGAAACAAAGUGGGGGAAGUUUACAUUCCUCAAUCCUGAAUAUGCUGAAGAUGCUGUUUCAAAAUUGAAUGGGAUGGAAUUUCAUGGUUCUCCAUUGAAGGUGGUUCAAGUAUGCUCCUUCAAUAAUCGAGGAUUACCAUUUCCAGCAGUAAGAGCUAAAGUAUCUUGGCCACUUAAGCGAAGCCGAGGACUCGCGCUAGUAACAUGUGCUAAUGGGGAAGCUGAAUUUAUUGUAAAGGAUUGCUUUGCUCUGGCAGUUGGUGGAAGGUAUAUCAACUGUGAGGUCAGUACGAGGCAUGAGAAUUGUAUUUUUGUCAAAGGAAUUCCGUUGCAUGUAACAGAGCCAGAACUGUAUGAUGCUUUUCGUAGCACGACAACAAGGACAAUUGUUGACAUACAUUUGCUCAGGGGAACACCUAUAGCUCCCCCCUCUGCUUCUUUGUGUGCAGAAGCACUAAUUAGAGAAAUUUCUUCCUUCAUGCCAAAGAAAAAUUUUCCUGCCCAAAAUUUCCGCGUUGAGGUGUUCCCUCCAGAGGAGAAUGAUUCAGUGAUGAGAGCCACUAUUACAUUUGAUGGAAGUCUUCAUCGAGAGGCUGCAAGAGCAUUGGAGCAUCUUGAAGGACAUGUUCUUCCAUGUUGUCUUCCUUGGCAGAUAAUACAAUGCCAGCAUGUUUUUCAUAGUACAGUCUCCUGUCCAGUACGUGUGUAUAAUGUUAUCAGCCAAGCAGUCGCUUCUCUGCUUGAGAGCUUCCGAAGCCAAAAAGGUGUGUCUUACAACUUGGAGAAGAAUGAAUAUGGUAUAUUCCGUGUCAAGCUUACUGCAAAUGCCACAAAAACAAUAGCCGACUUGAGAAGGCCUCUUGAGAUUUUAAUGAAAGGCAAAACUAUAAACCAUCCUGACCUGACAUUAAGUGCAGUUCAGUUGCUCAUGUCCCGUGAUGGUGUAGCAGAUUUGAAAUCCGUUGAGCAAGAGACUAGCACUUACAUUAUGUAUGACAGACAAAGUCUAAAUAUUAAAAUCUUUGGGCUCCAAGAUCAGGUGGCUGCAGCGGAGGAGAAAUUGGUCCAUGCACUUCGACAACUCUGUGAAAACAAGCCUCUGGAUAUUCGUCUUCGUGGCCGUAACCUACCUCCAAACUUGAUGAAGAAAAUAUUAAAAAAGUUUGGGGCUGAUCUGGAAGGACUCAAGAGAGAUGUACCUGCAGCAGACCUUCGAUUGAAUUUACGACACCAUACACUUUAUGUUCGAGGUAGUAAAGAAGACAAGCAAAGGGUGGAAGAACUGAUCUCUGAGGUGGUAACAUCUAAUACACAUAAUGGCCUGGUUCAACUUCCAUUAGAGAAUGCAUGCCCUAUUUGCUUGUGUGAGGUAGAAGAUCCUUUUAAGCUUGAAUCUUGUGGGCACACAUUUUGUCUGACUUGCUUGGUGGAUCAGUGUGAAUCUGCUAUGAAAUCGCAUGAUGGGUUCCCUCUAUGUUGUCUCAAAGAUGGGUGCAAGAAGCAGCUCCUUGUUGUUGAUUUGAGAUGUCUCCUAUCGAGUGAGAAACUGGAAGAGCUAUUCAGAGCCUCCUUGAGAUCAUUUGUUGCCUCUAAUGCUGGAAGAUACCGUUUCUGUCCUACUCCUGAUUGCCCAUCCAUUUACCAGGUGGCUUCUGCAAACGCUGAAAGCAAACCUUUUGUCUGCGGGGCUUGCUUUGUGGAGAUUUGCAACAAGUGUCAUAUCGAAUAUCAUCCUUUCAUAUCCUGCGAGACAUACAAAGAAUACAAGGAAGACCCUGAUGCAACUCUGCUUGAAUGGCGCAAGGGAAAGGAUAAUGUAAAGGUAUGCCCGUCUUGUGGCUUUACAAUCGAAAAAGCUGAUGGCUGUAACCAUGUCGAGUGUAGAUGUGGCAGUCACAUUUGUUGGGCAUGCUUGGAGAGCUUCAGGAGCAGUGAUGAGUGUUAUGGCCAUCUCAGGUCUGUACACCUAUCCUAUUAGCAUAUCAUGUAAAUAUGUAUAUAUUGGUACAAAUAAUUAUAUUUGUGUAUAUUAUAGGCAUCUAAUUUCAUUACCACUAAUAAUUAUCUGAUGUCAAUGGCCCACCAUCUGUGUUCAGAUUCAGAAUACUGUUGUGCUUUAUUUGCGCUAAAAACCCUAUUCAGAAUAAUUUAGUGAUAAAUGGUAUUUUCUUUUAUAA